CAUAUUUUGAUGGAACUUAACGUGUAGAAGUUUUUAGUUGAUUCAUCUACUUUGGUAUACUAUCCCAGAGCCCUACAUCCCGGAACAAUGAACCUGUAGACGAACGGAGCUGUAAAUAAACACCAGAAACGUAAAUCAACAUUAAGGAAUGACAAAGCUAUGCUUGACGGUGUUUACGUGCGGUUACUGCUUCUACAGAGUUCACAGGCUACAGCAGAAUGGACAGAUUGCUAUCUUGUUACGGCCGACGAAGGUGCUCUUCUCACAUAAGAAAGAGGGCAGGACAGACGAAGAACUAAGGACGGUCGUGGCCUACCAGAAUCCUUUUACGGGAGACUACUGCAUCCACAAGAGCCGCGUGGGACCCAAAGGGUACAUGAAUGAGGUCCACGUCCCCGAUUCUCCUGAUAGUGGAGUAUCAGAUGAGUACGAGCCUCUGAACUUGGACCCAAUAGGGCCUCAGCAACCAGCGCCGAAGAUCGUCACUGAGAUCCCAAGUGCGAUUCCUCAGGGAUUGUCGAGUUCUAUGCCUCAUCUUCAAGACACAGCAUUGAAGGUGGCAGUGACACCGCAAUACAGUGACAACAGCGUCAACAAAUCUUGGAAUUGGAACUACACUGAGUAUCAGAUAUAAAUCUUUGUGAAAGAGAUAAUAAUCCAAAGGUCUUUUCUAAGAAUAAUUCAUAUAAAAUAACGUAAACUGCAUUUAACAAAAGUACAGUUACAUCAAUGUGUUAAAUUUGGCCUGGCUCUUGAACUUGUGGACGGCAAACAAAGUACCUCUAACUACGAUCUUGAUUGAAGAUAUGUAUUUUUGAUCCAGUGUCUGUCUUAAUUACAUUGGAUAGCAAGUACAGUGUAAUUCAAAUACAGUUAAAGAACAAUUCAAUGUUAGCUUUUGACCUUCAACCGGCAAGCUGUCAUUAAUAUUAUCAAGAAAAAAAAAUCAUAUAAAAAUACAUACCAUAACAUCGCUAAAAUUUUAAGAAAUUGUCAAUGCUCAAAUUUUAAAUUACAGCUACUUAUUUACAUAUAAAUAAAAUUUAUUAAUCUACACGAUAAAAAGAACUCCGUAAGGCUUCUGUCUAGUAAGUUACGCGUAAAUAAAAUAUUUUAUGGAAAAAUCUCACAACGGUGCAAAAUGGGAAUCUCUCCAUUAUUUCUUGGAAAACCAAUUAUCUAUUUAUUAGUAAAUAUUUUUAUAUUUAUGUCUUACGCCUAGAUUAUUUAUUCUAAUGGCAGCUUGUAUUGGGCAUUUCUUAUGUUUUUGGGGGAAAGGCUGUAAUGUCUAGUAACCACUAUCAUAUAGUGGGAGAGGCGUCUACAUUGGGUCACCGGUCACACAACCCAAUGUUCAAUCUGGAGACGUGGAAUAUAUAUAGAGUGGCUUUUGGUGGAUUCAUUAACUCUUUUCAUAGGGUUUCGUCAAAGUAGCCCCACUCAACUUGAUGGUAAGUGGAAUAGAGCCCAAAUAGUGUCUGCAAGUAGUGAUUACUCCUCUCCAAUGGACACAAUUAUGCCGCCCUAUUCGAAAAAAAGUAUACCUGCUCACCAAGACCCUGCAGUAGCUAUCUUCAGCGUAUGAGAAACGGUUCUAGAUUCUUCUAGCAAUAUAUGCUUAGACAGUAGACCCAAGUUUACCUAUAUGGUGUUUCCUUGAUGCCGUCCAGUUGAUUUUACACAUUUAUCAUAUUCGAAACAAAUACUUAUUGAUGAUAUUCGUCUUGCGAUGGAAAUCGAAUCUGUAGCUUGCUCGUCUUACCAGUCUCCGCACUACGAAAGGAGAAAUAUGAUAAUGAAAUAAACAUUCCACGUAUUAGAACCGAAGCCUUACAAAGUUAGAGAAAAAUCGUCCAAUUUAAACUUAUUGAAUGUGAAAAAAGUUUUAUCUCGUGACAAAACGAACGUUGAGCUUGUAAAUUCUAUAUUGUUGUUCAAUAGAAAUGUUUAUUGCUAGAUUUAUCUAAAAUAAAGUAUUUAUUAAAUAUUA
Molecule: messenger RNA, 1990 nt
Organism: Manduca sexta (tobacco hornworm)
Lineage: Eukaryota; Metazoa; Arthropoda; Insecta; Lepidoptera; Sphingidae
Exons: 5
Coding region: 149-634 (161 amino acids)
Source: RefSeq, a predicted model, not a curated record